AUGGCCCCAGUUCAGUUCUGGCUCAUGUUUGUUUCUGCUCUGGGUUCAGGUCCAGCCCAUGGAUGGUGCCAGCUGGUUUGUGAGUCUGUUUGGUUGCAGCUGCAGCUCAUGGGCAGCUCUGGCUGGAGCUCGUUUGCACCUUCAGGCCCAGCUGGUUCCUGCUUCCAGUGUGUUUUGGGCUCCUGUCAGUUACAGAACCAGUCCAGUGUCAUGUCUGCCAGCUCCUCUGCAGUCCCAGCUGGUUUCAGGAGCUCCCACCAGAUCCUCCUGCCUGCACCCCCUCCCAGCUCUGCUGCAGCUCCAGGCCUGUGUGGCUGCAGGGUGAGUCCAGCCAGUCCUCCUGGGAGCAGCAGGGCUGCAGCUGGGACUGUCCCCUGGGAUUGGGAUGUCCCAAGGGAACUGCCUGGGGCUGAGAGCCCUCUGAGAGGUCCUGCCCCUGAAGGCUCCAGUUCGUUUGCAGCACCAGGGCCUUGUGGCUCCAGCUCAUGUGCAGCUUCAGGUCCAGCUCAUGGAUGGUGCCAGCUGGUUUGUGAGUCUGUUUGGUUGCAGCUGCAGCUCAUGGGCAACUCUGGCUGGAGCUCGUUUGCACCUUCAGGCCCAGCUGGUUCCUGCUUCCAGUGUGUUUUGGACCCCAGUUGGUUUCAGAACCAGUCCAGAGUGAUCUCCUCCAGCUGAGCUGCAUCUCCACUGC
Apus apus (common swift) is the source of this 691-nucleotide messenger RNA. RefSeq lists its product as uncharacterized. The coding region runs from base 1 to 675 and encodes 224 amino acids. NCBI's taxonomy places the organism in Eukaryota, Metazoa, Chordata, Aves, Apodiformes, Apodidae. The transcript is spliced from 5 exons. The record is from RefSeq and is a predicted model, not a curated record.